UUUUUCUUAGCGAUUUUAUCCACUCCACUUGACCUACACACACACCUUUUACCAUGACCAACAAGCCGGUCGAAACCAAAAAGCGCAAGAAAUCGCAGGACGCCAACAAGGCUAGCAAAAAGAAGCAGCAAAUUGAAAAGAACAAGGCUAAGCCUGUCAAGAAGGAAGUCGAAGAAGAAGAAACUGAAUCGAUCUCUGCCGAAACUGCUGCUAAAGAAGAAGAAGAGCAACAACAAUCGAUCGAUCAGGACGAGGAAACUGAUUUACCUGCCAACGAUAAAAAGACCGCCGACGAUGAAGCGAUUGAUCAAGCUGCUGAAAAGGCUAUUGAUUUCAACUUUGAGAAUCUCGACGUUUGCGAAAAGACCAAGCAGGGUAUCAAGGACAUGGGUUUCACCAAAAUGACCGAAGUACAGGCACGUACGAUUCCAGCAUCUAUGGCAGGUCGAGACGUCUUGGGUGCUGCUAAGACUGGUUCCGGCAAAACCUUGGCCUUUUUGAUUCCUGCUAUCGAAAUGCUUUAUAAACUCAAGUUCAAGCCUAGAAAUGGUACUGGUGUGGUUGUCGUGUCGCCCACUCGUGAGCUUGCACUACAAAUUUUUGGUGUUGCCAAGGACUUAUUAGCACACCAUCAACAUACAUUCGGCAUCGUCAUUGGCGGUGCUAACCGUAAAGCCGAAGCCGACAAGCUUGUCAAGGGCGUCAAUUUGCUUAUUGCCACACCCGGCCGCUUGCUCGAUCAUUUACAAAACACCCGUGGUUUCGUCUUUAAGAACUUAAAGGCACUUGUUAUUGAUGAAGCGGAUCGUAUUUUGGAAGUCGGUUUCGAAGAGGAGAUGCGUCAGAUUAUCAGAAUUCUGCCUAAGGAACGUCAAACCAUGCUGUUCUCGGCUACCCAGACAACCAAGGUGACCGAUCUUGCUAGAAUCUCAUUGAAGAAGGGCCCCUUGUACAUUAACGUGGACGAACGGAAAGAGACAUCGACUGCUGAAGGCUUGGAGCAAGGCUACGUCGUAUGCGAAUCGGACAAGCGAUUUUUGCUGCUGUUUACAUUCUUGCGGAAAAACGUCAAGAAGAAGAUUAUUGUCUUCUUUUCCAGCUGCAAUUCUGUCAAAUACCAUUCCGAACUGAUGAACUACAUUGAUGUGCCUGUAUUAGAACUUCACGGUAAACAAAAGCAACAAAAGCGAACAGCCACCUUUUUCGAAUUCUGCAAUGCCGAAAAGGGCAUUCUUUUGUGCACAGACGUUGCUGCACGUGGUUUGGAUAUCCCUGCUGUAGAUUGGAUCGUUCAGUUCGAUCCCCCAGAUGAUCCUCGCGAUUACAUCCAUCGUGUCGGUCGAACAGCGCGUGCAGGCUCUCGUGGCAAGAGCUUACUGUUCUUGCUUCCCAGUGAGCUUGGUUUCUUGCGGUAUCUUAAGCACGCCAAGGUGCCUUUGAACGAAUACCAGUUCCCUACAAGCAAGAUUGCCAAUGUACAGAGCCAGCUCGAAAGGCUGGUGGAAAAGAACUACUACCUCAACCAAUCUGCACGCGACGGAUUCAAGUCCUAUCUCCAAGCAUACGCCUCAUUCAGUCUCAAGAAAAUCUUCAACGUCAACAGCCUAGAUCUCAACAAGGUCGCCAAGUCCUUUGGCUUCAAUGUCCCACCAAAAGUAAACCUUGCCAUCCAAAGUUCCAAGAACUAAAAAAAGAAAAAGUUGUAUAAUGUGCCGUGUUUUUAUUAUUAUUACUAUAUAUCAACAAUAAACUGUUUCCAUCAUUUUGUGUUUUUUUAUCAUUGCAUCUACAUAAA
This is a messenger RNA of Zychaea mexicana, 1795 nucleotides long. Its product is annotated as ATP-dependent RNA helicase HAS1. Gene Ontology annotation, biological process: maturation of LSU-rRNA from tricistronic rRNA transcript (SSU-rRNA, 5.8S rRNA, LSU-rRNA). The record is from RefSeq and is a predicted model, not a curated record. Gene Ontology annotation, molecular function: ATP binding; RNA helicase activity; nucleic acid binding. Lineage: Eukaryota; Fungi; Mucoromycota; Mucoromycetes; Mucorales; Lichtheimiaceae. Gene Ontology annotation, cellular component: nucleolus. The coding region runs from base 54 to 1688 and encodes 544 amino acids. The transcript has 5 exons.